UUAUGAUAUACCAAAAACAUUGAUUUCCCUAAAAAAUUAGCAUUUAAAAUGUCGAUUUAAUAUACCUAGAAAACAGUCAUUUAACUACAAGGAUAUUUAGUGGUAGCAGCAAACCAAAAUAUUGGGGAUAUAACAGUACUUGAUGUGCAAGCAGUUAAAGCAGUGCGAUUGAAGGACAUGGAAACGGAAGUCCUUUGGAAACAACUAGUUAAAGCAGUAGAUAACACUUCAAACCUGUGAUAUAAUAUAAGACUCUAUAAUAUAAGUAGGACUUUCCUUAAAUAUAAAAGAGCGCAUGUGGUUCAUUCCGCCCAAUGAACACUGUAUUUUUCGACCAAUUUGUGUGAAGAGGAUUAAUGGGCGUCUGGGCGAGCGAUAACAUGAGGGAUGAUUGGCCUGUGUGUUGUGGCUCUGGACUCUUUCGCAUGGACUCCGUCUUAUCAGACGCGCGUGGAUGCUGCUCGGUUGCAGACGUCUCCAAUCAGCUGACAAGUGGACGCGUACUGAACGGGAACGGAGACAGCCUGCGGCCAGGCUUUCUCACCUGUGAAAAUUAAUCGCAUCCUCAAUUAACAAUCACACGGUUGCCGCUGACAAGGUGUUGCAGGUGCAAUGCUAGCGCCUGGCGAGGUCGCAGCCAAGUUCAGAGGCCAGUGGCAAUGAUGACAACUGAGUGGGUGCCCCCCUUGCGAAGAUUCGAAAAUAUAUGCACACGCCAGUAUACAUACAGACGGAGCGAAGGCAAAUCUGCUUUUAGGUCACACAAAAGGCUCUCGCAGCAGCAGCAGCAGCAACAGCACCAUCGACAGGAGCAACAGUAGCAGCAGCAUUAGCAGCAGCAAAGGAAUUCCAAGAAAGAACCAACAAAAUCAAAAUUAGAUGCUAUCCAUUCCAAGUAAAAGUUAUUGAGGAGCUUUCGCCAUGCCAUCCCGUCGCUCCGGUGGCGGUGGCACCACCAAGAGGAAACAUUCCCUGGGCAACCUGAGGCGGGCACAUCCUGCCUCAGGGGCCACAUGGAAUGUUCAGGUGGUGCGGGGCAAGAUGUCCUCGAAGUGCCUGUGGCAUGCCUGCCGGGCACUGAUCCUGGGACUCACCCUAAUGCUCCUCGGUGCCGGAAUGGCCACCCUGGGCUACUAUGCAGAUCAUCUCUCGAUGGGCUCUGAGAUCAGGGGCAAUGUGACGGUCCGCGUUAAGAACGACCUGAAGGGCUUCCAUUUGAACAACUUCGCUUAUGUGGGUCCCAUUGUCAUGGGCUUUGGUGGCUUUAUUGUUGUCGCCUCCUGUGUGAUGACCUUCGAGGCUAGGGACUCGGCAGCCAAAGUGGUUCCAGCACGACUGAGAGCAGGAGGAGGAGGGAGCAAUAAGAAUCCCUCGAGAAGCAACCAGGGAAGCUCCGCAUCGCAACGACGCGGGAUGGGUGCUCAAUACCAGUCCUCUCGGUGGGAUCAGCACUUUGGAGUGUUCCGAUCAUCACCCGGCGAUGGACACCAGCAGCCACAGGCGGCUGGCAUUUCGGCCACACAUCAGCAUCCGCAUCCUCACCAGCAGCAACCCUUCGACCGGGAGGCACUCACCGCCGAACUGGUCAAGUUCUCCAGAUCACUCAGCGCCUCCACACGCUUCUGCCCGCAGUGGCGCCGCCUCGGGGCCGGCUCCGCUCCGGAUCUGUCCGGCGUCGGCGGUGCUUCCGCUUCCGCUCAUAGUCAUGCCAACAUCAACACCACCCACCACCACCACCACAACCACAAUUCCACCAUUACAGCCACCAUAGCCAACGCCACUAAUUACUACAAUUUGCUCUCACUGAACAACCGCCUGUCGCCGCUGGAAUGGGAACUGUAUUGCUCGCAUCGUCGCCAUCGACACCAUCACCGUCACUCGCAUCACUCACACUCGCACAAAUCCUCGAGCAGCAGUGUGCGUCGCGUGCGUCAGAUGCGACCCGGUUCGGGCUCGGGAUCGGGCUCGAAUGCCGGCGUAGGAGGAGCUGGCUCCUCCUCGUCGGCCAGAAUUAUAAGCAACUCAUCCAGCCUGAUCCAACGAGCCACCAGGGAGUGCUCCCUGUUGCAGCCACCGGCUGCGGGUCGCGUCUACUGGCAGGCCUCCUCCUUUGACGGCGGCAGUGGUCCGCCUCUGGUGGGGAUUAGCACGGGGGCAGAGAAGCGCAGCGAGCGGAACAAGCGCUCGGAUACGGCCAAGAGGCAUGUGCUAGCCCGCCAGAGACCCAUCGAGCAGGAGGAGGCACGCGAUCACAGUCGCAGUCCAUUGGGACACAGGCGAAACUCAACCAUGUCGGACUCCUCGUACAGCGGCCGCUGGACGGCUCGCUGUGCGUCCAUAGCCAGUCGUACCUCCAGCAUUGAAUCCCGGCGUGUCCAAGUGGAUCUUCAUAGUCCCGAGGUGAUCCCCAAGUCGAUAUUGCGCUCACCCAAGCGGUAUAGUAGUGGGCCCUCAGCCACGCCCUCCGUGGACAGAGAAUUUCGAAGCCAAUUAUCAGUGUGCUCUGAGCCGCCUCCGCCAGUUCGUCAGCUAUCGGGACAGUCGAGUAUGGAGCCUGCGGUGCCAGAGGAGUGUCUGGACCAGCAGCCGGAGGAGCUGCUGGAUUCGCCGCAACCCAAGAACUCCUACGAGGAGAUCACCGAACUGCAACAUCACACAAGCAGUCUGCCACCGAAGAAGGCUCGACCGGGAUUCCUGCCCCUGGCAUCUGCUCGCAGCGAACAGGAAGAGGAUCAGAAGCCAACGGCGGCUCCGCUCUACCGGAGCAACAGCUCCCGACAGUUUUACAGACCCAAGAAGGGAGUGCCCAAUGAGCGGGAUGAUUCAGUGUUCUACAUACGUUCGAUGGAACGAGGAUUGGCCGGAGCUGGAGCUGGUGGGAGCGCCGAUGAGCAAAUGUAUGACUCCCUGCGUGUGAUCAACGAGAGGAGAACCACUCUCCUCAAGGCGGACUCACAGAGCUCGCUGGGAUCGGCGGAACGGAAACUGAGCAGUUUCUCCCUUAAAAUGCCAGAGAUAACUGAGCGGGAGAACUCUUUUGAAAUUGAUAUGGAUGCUGAGGAGCCACCACAACAGCCACCGAUGCCACCUGCACCUCCGCCUCCUCCUCCACCGCCUCCACCGCCGCUGCCAUCGGUUCCUAUACCCGCUGACCCAUCUGCAGAUAUCGAGCUUGGAGAAAUCGAUGAUGAUGAUGAUCCCUAGGAGCGAAUGGAUCUUAGCCCUUCGUAGCGUUUAACCAGCAGCCAUCGACAAUUACUUUAGCAACUCGAUUGAUGUUUGUAUAUGUAUUUUUGUGCGUGUGCGUGUCGUUUAUUUUUAUAACCCCUAGAUCGUACCUAGAUAAGUGUUAUAUUUACAUGGAUAUAUACCAGCAAUAAUCCCUGUGUUGCCUCGGGCCUAAAAGCAAAGAACUAACGAAUCUUCAACGAUGUCUAUUAACUUGAUUAACUAACUGAUGUUACUGUACAAAUAUCGGCAGUUGCGAUCGAAAUAGUUAUGUUUAAAAUACUUCAAACCAUUAAGCUUUUGAGAUAUUUAUUUAUAACUCUUAAAAUAUCCUAUAUGGAAAUCUUUAAUUAUAUUAAAUUAUUUAUUUGGAUCGCAGCUGUCAGCACUAGUCUUCCUAUUGUUAGAAUAUGAGAUAUAUCAUGAUGUUAUUACUGGGCCCUGGAUCUGGUGGCCAUAUCAUUGUUAUCAAUACUACAUACUAUAUAUUUAUCGGUUACUGUUAAAUGCUAAUCUACAAGAUAUACUAAAUAAUGAGGGCGAGGCCGAAUACAUACCAUGCUUGCGUAUACCCUGUAAAAAGUACAAUCAGCUUAUAGUAAAGACUGAUUAGGGAAAUUGUUUUACAAAUUGGUCGACAGCGAAAUGGAAAAUAUGAGCAAUGAAAAGCUACAAAAUCUGGCAUCGGAACACGGAUUAUGUUCGAUACACAUACAAAAUACAGGUGGGGCCACAGAAAUCUCUAUGUGAUUUUAAAUCAAUUUUGCAGUGAUAUAAUUCAUAGAGAUUUCUGUAGGACCCCCAUAGACUCUUUAUGCUCUUAGUGUUACACCCAAUACAUUACAAGUACCUUUACGAUUAUAUAUCUGAGUGUUUAUUUUUAAGCAAUUACAACGUUUCUUGUUCCAUAAGUGUUAAAAAAAAGCUACGAGCAUUCAAAAUGAUGGAGUUAGUUGUAAUGGAAAGCCCUGUUGAUGUGCAGCGAAUUUUUGUAAUAAUGUUCAUUGCAUAAUUAAUAUUGCAUAAAUAAAAGCAAACAAUGUGUGUCUAA
This is a messenger RNA of Drosophila serrata, 4279 nucleotides long. RefSeq lists its product as uncharacterized. The record is from RefSeq and is a predicted model, not a curated record. Lineage: Eukaryota; Metazoa; Arthropoda; Insecta; Diptera; Drosophilidae.